UAUGUGUUAUUAUUAAUCUGCGUUAAAUAAAGAUUAUUAUUGAAUGUAGUCUCCUGAUUGAUUUAUUGAACCGCCACUCUUCACCACACUCAGACCUUGGAAAUAAAGGAGGUGGCAGCGGAUUCGCUACCGAACCCGUGCUUGUAAACAAGCCGAGGGUGACCUCUGUCUUUUUAGUGAGAAACAAAAAUACGUUGUUAGUUUGAUAAUGUAAUAUGUGUAUGAACAUGUAUUUGCCUCUGCUCAAAUCCAACUGUAAUACGCAAGAAAAUAAGUAACCAUUAUGUAGAAAAAAAAAAAAGUUAAACUUAUUUGGAAGCGUGUAAUGAAUCUACGCAGCUGUUUCUUUUGUAAAAGUAAUCCAUGUAAUUAAAACAACUGCAAACAAAUAACAAUUCAGUAAAUAAAGCGGAGUUGUUAAUCAGCAGCGCUAUCCAGUGAAUGCCAGUCAGCAGAGUGGUGAUUAACACGCGCUCACAGACACGGCUCAGGGGGGGCGUGUCUAAUGUGUGCGCGCUCUUCUCUGCUGGCUUAUAUUUCAAUCAGGUCCGAUCAGUGUCUAUAUAAAAGAACCUCAGCCCUCUUUUCGGUUAUUGUGUUUCUAAAUACAUCGCUGCAGUAUGUCUGGAAGAGGCAAAGGCGGUAAAGGACUCGGGAAAGGAGGCGCCAAGCGUCAUCGCAAAGUGCUCCGUGAUAACAUCCAGGGCAUCACCAAGCCUGCUAUCCGCCGCCUGGCUCGCCGCGGAGGAGUGAAGCGAAUCUCCGGGCUGAUCUAUGAGGAGACCCGCGGGGUGCUGAAGGUGUUCCUGGAGAAUGUGAUCCGGGAUGCCGUCACCUACACUGAGCACGCCAAGAGAAAGACCGUCACCGCUAUGGAUGUGGUGUAUGCGCUGAAGCGCCAGGGGCGCACUCUGUACGGGUUCGGGGGUUAAGGAUUUGCAUCGGCUACAUUUGAACACAAAGGCUCUUUUCAGAGCCACCCACUGUGUCAAGCAAGAGUUUAAAUCCAUUUAUUGAUCAUUCAUUUUGUGUAGUAGCAGGAGAAGCUACAUGUGUUAAAAUUAGUAUUUUAUGAUUUACGUUAGUUCUUUCGGUCUGUCUGUAUGUCAAACACAUAAGGGGAUUUACAUUUAGAUAUACAUGAAACAUAAACACUUCUGCAGUCGGAAGGGGGGAAUGUAUGGCUCAGAUUCGCGAUUCUACCACCAACGUGUAACUUUACAAUGGCACGGAAUUCAAAAAGAAUAAUCUCACCCAAACCACAGAUGGGUAUGUGUAGGAAUGUUUUUCAUGUGGACACA
Polyodon spathula (Mississippi paddlefish) is the source of this 1301-nucleotide messenger RNA. Its product is annotated as histone H4. Gene Ontology annotation, biological process: nucleosome assembly. Bases 621 to 932 code for a protein of 103 amino acids. Gene Ontology annotation, molecular function: DNA binding; protein heterodimerization activity; structural constituent of chromatin. The record is from RefSeq and is a predicted model, not a curated record. The transcript has a single exon. Lineage: Eukaryota; Metazoa; Chordata; Actinopteri; Acipenseriformes; Polyodontidae. Gene Ontology annotation, cellular component: nucleosome.